AUGGUGCCGGCAUUGUUUGCUGAUGAUGAGAAGGAAUCGUUGAUAUCGGGGAUAAGGAGUAAAGCGAAGGCUGAAGGAGUUAACCAUAUAAGAUCUCAAUUGCAUAUGGUAUUGGCAAUGAGCCCAGCCGGGAGCGCUCUUAGAGUUCGCUGUAGAAACUUCCCUGGUCUGGUCACGUGUACGACAAUCGACUGGUUCGAGCCGUGGCCGAAUGACGCUCUCUUGGCAGUGGCAACUCAGUUGUUGGCAGAGUGUGAUAUUCCUGCUGAGAACAGGGAGGAUAUUAAUCACUUCAUAUGCGAAGCCCAUCUGUCGGUGACCACCAAGUACAGUCCGGAUUUUGAGGCUAAAUUUAAGAGGCGUAAUUUCGCUACGCCGAAGAACUAUCUGGAUUUCCUCUCGGGAUACGAAGACCUUCUCGCUAAGAAUCGUAAGACGAUCGUCGCUCAAACUCAGCGAUUGGGAGGAGGGUUGGACAAACUGGUACAAGCAGCAGAGCAAGUGACAAUUAUGAGUAAGGAUUUAGCGGCGAAGAAAGUGAUAGUGGAUGAGAAGGCGUUGGCGGUUGGUACGUUGAUUGAGGAAAUCAAUGAGAAAUCGAUGACGGUUUCGAAGCAUCAAAAGGUGGCUAAUGAGCAGGCUAAGCAAAUUGCUGAUGAUAAUGUCAUCAUCCAACGGGAGAAGGAAGAUGCUGAUACAGCACUAGCUGAAGCGCUACCUGCACUUGAAAUGGCAGCCAAGGCUUUGGAAGAAUUGGAUAAGAAAGAUAUCACAGAAAUAAAAUCGAUGGCGAGCCCACCGGCACCGGUCAUGACUGUGUGUCAAUGUGUGCUCAUUUUGAGGCCUCUGGGGAGGGAGGAUGAAAAUGGAGGUAGCGAGUUAACUGAACUGGAUCUUGCGGUAACAUCAACAGUUGACCUG
This is a messenger RNA of Perkinsus marinus ATCC 50983, 921 nucleotides long. Its product is annotated as dynein heavy chain, putative. NCBI's taxonomy places the organism in Eukaryota, Perkinsozoa, Perkinsida, Perkinsidae. Gene Ontology annotation, cellular component: axoneme; dynein complex. Gene Ontology annotation, biological process: microtubule-based movement. The transcript has 6 exons. The record is from RefSeq and is a predicted model, not a curated record. The annotation marks the transcript as partial. Gene Ontology annotation, molecular function: minus-end-directed microtubule motor activity; dynein intermediate chain binding; dynein light intermediate chain binding.